AUGCCCUCCCUUUAUACUUUAUGGAAUAGUGAGACAGUUUUCACAAUCUCAGUGCCUGUACACAUAAGCUUAACCAGGGCAGAGUGAGGAGUAUAUACAGGCUGAAAAUAAAUCAACAGCCAGAAACUGAUAAAGACUGAAAGCUGAUAUCCAUAAGAGAAAAACAAUGGGGUUUCUGUUCAGUAGUUCUACUAUUUUUCUCUUAUCAUCUUUGUUUGGAUUUUCACCAGUAAUAAGUCAAGACAUGAGAAAAGGAGGUGCAUUUUGUAAUGCAGAAGGCUGCUUUGUGAUCUACUUUGAAGAUAUAUUCCUAGACUCAUGGAGGUUCUGCAAAGAGAAAGGUGGAAAUUUGGCAACUAUCAAACGCAAAGAGGAGGCCAACGCUAUUGCAACACUCUUCUCUACUCUGGACUUGCAGGAUUCACAUGCCAAGGUCAGAGUAUGGAUUGGAUUGCAACGUCAACCUCGUCAGUGCAGCUCACAUCCACUGAGGGGUUUCACUUGGACAACUGGUGAUCAAGACACAGAAUAUACCAACUGGCAAAGUGAGGACUCUCCAAGUACGUGUUUGGUACCCCGCUGUGUGGCUGUGGGCUACAACACUCAAGAACGCAGUGAUAACUUUCUGUGGAUUGACCAUUCAUGCUCUGUCCCUGUCGAUGGAUAUCUUUGCCAUUAUGCUUACAAAGGAAUGUGUUCAACCUUGUGGAGUGAGCAUUUAGGAAAUGUCUAUUAUACAACUCCUUUUAACCUUUUGAGCACAACCCUAACUCAUGUACCUGUUGGAUCUAUUGCUAACAUACCCUGCCCAACAAAUGGCAAUAAAAACAAGCUUGUUUUGUGCAUACUGAGACAAAAUGGCUCAGUAGCAUGGUCUCGGGAACCUCCAUUUUGCUCAGUUCCCUCUAUUCCACACCAGUUGUGUGAGCAGGAUAAUGGUGGAUGCGAACAUUUCUGCAGACAAACUGGUGGUCAGAUCUUCUGUGACUGUACUGAUGGCUUCCAUCUCAGAUACGAUAGACUGACCUGUGAGCCUGAUGUUUGUCAAGGCAACCACUGUGAGUCUGAGUGCCUGCCUCUUUCAAAUGGCUAUCGCUGUGCCUGCCCUGAUGGAUACAUUCUUGCAACAGAUGAAUAUUCUUGUCUAGAUGUGGAUGAGUGUCUGGAGUCUCCUUGUCAACAGAUCUGUAAGAAUUUGCCAGGGACAUUUGAAUGUCAGUGUUGGGGGGGGGGGGGUAUUCUUAAUGAAAAGGAGGUAUGUGAGGAUAUAGAUGAGUGCUUAAAUGACUUGUGUGACCUAUGUAAAAAUAUUCCAGGCUCCUAUAUCUGCCACUGUCAACAAGGAUUUUCAGUUGACACUGAUGAGCCCAGGCGAUGUCAUGAUAAUGACGAGUGUCAGAUUGGUGGGAUCUGUGAGCAAAUGUGUAUGAAUUAUGUGGGUGGUUUUGAGUGCUUCUGUAAGGACGGCUAUGAACUUUCAUCUGAUAAUUUCACAUGUCAUAAAAUAGGGGAAGGCCAGAUUAGAUAUGUCACACCUCAUUCUGAGAAAAUAAGAUCUGAGCUAGAUGAGGAAACGGUGCAUGUCCUUGAGUGGGAGCAGCAAUCUCAGUUGGAAGAAAAUGUUUUAUCAACAACUCAAACUAUGAUUUCUUCCACCACUAGCUCAAACACUAUGUCAGAAAGGUACAAAAAUGAUGGAGAGGAUGUUACUACAACUAUACCAUUACUUUCCACAUCUACAGUCUCAGAGGAAGCUUGGAAUUCGUGGCCAGGGUUUUCUGCUUCCACUCAAAGUUUGGAAAAUCCAAAAGUACCACAUACAGAUUCUUACAUAAAAAAAUGAAGCAGAACAGGAAAAGUACUCUCCACAUGACUACCCUCAGUUCCCAGGACAACAGUCUGGAAAGGAGGGUAGGAAUUUUGGGAAAAUUAAACACU
Molecule: messenger RNA, 1938 nt
Organism: Fundulus heteroclitus (mummichog)
Lineage: Eukaryota; Metazoa; Chordata; Actinopteri; Cyprinodontiformes; Fundulidae
Gene: cd248a
Product: CD248 molecule, endosialin a
Molecular function (GO): calcium ion binding
Source: RefSeq, a predicted model, not a curated record